Messenger RNA from Carassius gibelio (silver crucian carp), 5282 nucleotides. Its product is annotated as transcriptional activator MN1. NCBI's taxonomy places the organism in Eukaryota, Metazoa, Chordata, Actinopteri, Cypriniformes, Cyprinidae. Gene Ontology annotation, biological process: regulation of DNA-templated transcription. The transcript is spliced from 5 exons. The coding region runs from base 860 to 3946 and encodes 1028 amino acids. The record is from RefSeq and is a predicted model, not a curated record.
AAUCAAAUAAUAGUCUUAAAUGCUUUUACAUUUUAUUUCUGCAUCUGUAAUUUGUGCCCACAGAACCAUGUCUCGUGAAUUUCUCCUAGUUUUCAUCGGUGUUGUUCCUGACAGCAGCACUAGAUGGCACUGUUCCGCUUUGCCAAAGAAACAGACUUCCUUAAACGAAGCCCCGCCCAUUGUGCGUCAGACCCCGCCCCCUGCGCAUGUGUGCCUGUGUCGGCAUUGGUGAGAAAUCAGCGCUGGAACAGAUGAGGGAAUGUCAAACUUGUUGCCGAUGCCCGAGGCUCGACACAUCCGAUUCAAGGAUAAACGACAAAACCCUCCUGGAGCCAGAAGCAUUUGAUGGAACAGCGCGUGUUUUAUGGACGAUAUUAAAUAAAAUGCCGAUUAAUUUCUGUGCUGAAUACAUUUCAUAAUGUGACAACAAAAGGGAUCCAGGGCUCUCCAGUUACAAACAGCGCGCACACACAGCGGUGCAUCGAGUCUCCUCACAGGACUGAAAGCACGCUCGAAGUUCUCCUCGGAGGACCGUCGAUUGAAUGCAUUUAUCUACUCUUUUUGAAUUCAUGUAAGUGUUUAAUAUAGAAUAAUUAGUCGGGAUCGCGCGCAUUGCAUUGGAGAUGUGAACAGGGGACAUGUGGUCCGCGCGCUGGUUUGCACUCCUCUGGAUUUGUGUUGAACGACUUGGAGAGUUACGCAUCGAAUAACGAUGUAAACGAGUUUAUUUUUAUUUUUUUUAAGAUGUGCAUUUUUCAGUGCCGUUGCUCUAAGGACAUACAAAGAGGAGUUCGCGUUUUUACGCUUAUGCUGGAAUUGAGUGACAAACACACAGGAAUUUAAUCCCAGUGGACUGAAAAUGAACUCUAAUUAUAACAGUGCCGGAUUUCAUAUGAAAGGGCCGUCGGUAGCUGUGGAGCCCAUGAUGGGUCCUCUAAAUGAAUCCCCCAUACAGGGACUCAACUUUGUCUCAAAUAGAGACCAGUAUGGAUUCCAGACUCAUGCCCAUGGGGAUAUGCACGCCUUGGGAGUUCAGCCACAACAUCAACUCCACAUGCAAGGACCGUUCAACCAUCAACCUCCUAACCACGACCAGCAUUCACAUCUGUACCAGGACAACGUCCCCGCUUGCCUGCACGGGGAUAGACACAUGGGCUUCAAUAACAACGCAGGUCACCCGCAUAUGUUUGAAGGAGGAUUCGGUCAGCAGCUCGCAGAAGCACAGUCACGAGAAUGCAUUUCACAGCAGCAGCAGCAACAGAGAAUGGCCACAAUGCCUGAAUUUCAACCACAUGGCCAUCCGAACGGUACCCAUGCCGUUCCAGCACCGUGUCUUCCACUAGACCAGUCACCAAACCGGGCCGCAUCGUUCCACGGCCUGCCAUCCUCGUCCCCCGAAACCCACAGACUGGAACAUUACAGGCUUUUUCCACAGGGCAGGAUGGGGGGAUCAGAGCACUGUUUUCCCUGUGAUCCUCUGACGGGGAAUUUCGACAUGACAGGAUUCUCCACUGCGGACUCUUCAGAGCACAAACUUCCCUAUUGUGAAACAGGGAACCAAGUGGUCGGGGGUCAUUUUUCCACUUGUAAUCGAAGUGGCUCCCGAGGGCCCAUGAUGGGCGGCUCUAAAGUUGACCAGCAGUUACCUCAACAGAACGUGUUUUCGGACCGAUUCGGGAACCGGGGGAAAAUGGAUCCGGGGGUUAACGCUAGACACCACCUCAUGCCCCAGCAAAGACCGGGACCCGUCGCCAGGCAGAACCCCGGUUCCCCUGCGCUUCCACGGUUUUAUCACACUCCGGACUAUGUAGCGAACAAUACAGACGUUCAAGGUGGUGGUCCGAUGGUCCACGUUCAGCACGGCCACCUGGACCGGCCCAUACAUAGACUGAACAACCAUAACAUGCAUCCCUUUGGGGAACCGGUGUUUGAUGUCCCCCAGCUAGCCCCUCAGCCCCCACAUCACCCUCACCUCAGCUCACUGCCUUAUUUGAAUAUGGCAAAAAGACCACGGUUUGAUCUCCCAAACGGCUCUGCUGGAGAGAGCUGCAGCCCCCUAAGCAACAGCUUACAUAAUCGGCCCAAUCUUGAGAACCACCUCUCCCCCUCAGCUUUCCCUUCUCCCAUGGGGGACUUUGCGUCUCAUGUGACGGAUGGGUUUCCAUCAGGCCCCCUACCCUUGAGCUCCGGCCCACAGCAACAGCAGCGGCAGCAGAAUGCGGCGAUGAUGAUCAAACAAAUGGCAUCGAGGAGCCAGCAGCAGAGAAUGAGACAACCCGACCUGCAACAGUUAAGUCUCCACGGGGACGUCACAUCAAACGGCAUGGUCUGCCGAGGCCCUCUGGGUAGUGUGUCUCAGUCCAAUUUCGAGAAGAAGCAUAAUUUUCAUGGAAACUUUGACAGCCCCCACCUACCUCAAGAAAACUCAUGGUUUCCUGAGCCGCAGCAGCAUUGUAGAGAAACAAACACGCAUGCCUUGGAGCAGGCAGAGAAUGGACACAACAUUAUUUUUAGGCAAGGCGUCACAAGCAUGGACAUGCAGUCUUUGAAUUCUCCGGGAGCGCAUCAUCCAUUCGAAAAUAAUGUCAGUAAUCCUCUGCAUAUGCAGUCUCCCGAUGAGAGCAACAUGCAGUCAGGCGCACCCACAGACAGGAGGCCGGCUGAAUUCGGAGGAAUGGCGAUGAGGAGGCAGCACAGCUUCCCUCCUGGAGGGCCGACUCAACAGGGAGCCCCCCAGAGCAAUCCUCCAGGAUUUAGCUCCUCUCCAGGGAACUAUCCCGCCCAUCCCGAGUACCUCUCCAGCCAGCACCUGUCAGUCAAUAAGCUUGGGGCCCUCUCUUUGGGGAAUUUGAACAAAGCCAGUACAAAAGACAGUGUGUUUGGCCAAAGCUGUCUGGCAGCCCUCUCCACGGCCUGCCAGAAUAUGAUCGCCAGCCUUGGGGCCCCGAACCUCAAUGUGACUUUUAAUAAGAAAAGUCAAAAUGAGGCCAAACGCAAAGCAGGCCAGGUUGAGCAGGACAUAAAUAGCAGUGGCAGUAGCGGCCCAGGGGCAGAGUAUUUCCAGGGCAAUGCUUCUCAGAAUAGUCAAACGCCUUGCUCUGGGAAUAACAACAAUACGACGGCAGGUCAAAGUGGUACGGGCCAGAUGGCGAAAAGGGAAGCGAGCACCCUUUCCCCGAAUGACAACAUGGAGUCUGGAUGUGAGGGAAAAAUGGCAACAGGCAAGGGGAGGGGGAAGAAGAGACGCGACAGCGGGCACAUCAGUCCUGGAAACUUCUCCCCUCCAUGCGGCGGUAACCCUGUUGUCAGUCCGACUCAGCAGGGUUCUGCUUUGAACAUGGGCAUGGAGGGCCCGGAGAGGUCCCUGGUCUCACCUUCCUUUGGAAAGCCCGAUCUUGCAACCUCGAUGGACAGCGGCAUUCAAAGCGUGGGCAAGUCUGAUGGCGUUUCGCCGUGCAUGGAUUAUUUAGACGAAGCCAGCCCCAACUACAGCGCUGAGGACCCCAGGCCUUGCAGAGCUGGCAUGAAGUGUAAUUCUGAAAACAGGGCCGGCUACAAUGACAAUACGUGCAUGGAACAGGUCCGGACGCCGCUGAGCAACCCGGGCCAGGACGAGGUUCAUCCUCUGGAGAUCUUGCAGGCUCAGAUCCAGCUGCAAAGACAGCAGUUCAGCAUCUCUGAGGACCAGCCGAUGGGAGGGAAAACGAGCAAAAAGGCAGACUGCCAGGCCGGUCUGAACGGAGAGUGCACCUUGGCCAGUUCUAGCCCGGUCGCAGGCAAGGGCUCUGUGAAUACCAUUGACCUUGACUCUCUCAUGACAGAGCAGCAUGCCACCUGGUAUGUCCCUGGCAACAAGACUCUGAUAGAGGACCCCAGUAAUGACAAGUGCCUGGGAUACUGGGAUCGAGCACGGGGCCAGAGUGACAACAAAGAAGGACAUGGGUAGGAGCGCUCCUCUGCUGGCUCUCCUUAGCGUUUCACAAAAAAAAAAAAAGGUGCUGCACGAUCUCGCUGUGAGGGUGGGGGUGGGACCUGGAGGAAGCCACCCGCGGUGUCCGGAAACCUCGGGACGCGGGGGUGGGGAGGGGGGACGGAGGGGCCCCUGCUGUUCCUCUCACUUCCAGAUGCGACUUAAACUCAUCCAGAACAACUCUAACCACUUUGGGACCUCGCUGGCUGCUUUCUGUAACUGUAAGGAUGAUGGCUGGCUUGGUGUUUUCCAGCAGUAAUUGGAGACAUUUUUUUUUUUACUAGCCCCAGAGAAACCGCAAACUCUCCGGGUGUCCGUAGAGUGAGUCUUCAGGCCAACAGAGUCUCUUUAGAUGGACUGGAGACGAGAGACAAUGGGAUACAGGAAAUACACAAGCACACCAGACUGGAAUCUUGGACAGCGAGGCUCAGUUGCUUUUAGUGUAUUUUUAUCUUCUAUAAAGUUCCACUUUUGCUGGGAUUACCUCAUUUUUUUAAGACUUGCAAGUGAGGGUUUAACUAGUUAGUCCGAGAGCGCGCCGCUCUCUAUAAAUAUUUAUUAUCCCUGUUUUUCGGCGAAGCUUCUUUAUUUGUGAACUUCAGCGUUGCGUUUAAUCCAUCUUUUUCGGUUACAUUAUGUUCUCUCUUUUUUUUGGGGGGGAAGGGUUUGUGUCCAACUCCCAGAAUUCUGACAGUGAGCCGCCAUCCAAUAGAGACUGAAUUCCUUCGCACGAGAGGGAAGCAGCGUGUUAUAAAGCUUCCCAUUCUCCGAGGUCUCCAGCAGCAGGCUCCUUGUCUGUGGUGGGUCAACCUUUUGACUUUGAAAGGCCAGUGGGGGUUCUGUCCUCUCCCUACUGUUUUUGGAAAUUUGAUAUUCACCCUGAGAACAUCCCUUUGUGACCUGCCUGGCCGGCAUCGGAAUGCCAUUGUUUCAAGUCGAAACUCUCCUUUGCUUGGGUUUUCCCUCUUUACCAAGCCUCCAUUGAGACCCUGAGCUUCCCUCUGCCUUUAAACCAACUGAUGGUGAAUAUGUUUAGUCGGAAUUGGCAGGCUAUUCAAGCGAGGACAAUAGUCGGAGACAAAAGACUUUCCUUUUAAGAAAAUAGGUUUUCUUCUGGAGAGAAAAGGGUCUUUAACCAAUUUUUUGGUCUUCGACACCUCUCUGUUUCCUUGUUCUACCUCUUUUCUCCGUUUUUCUCUCAUUAUUGUGAUAUACACGAAGCUUAAAGUGAAGUUAUUUGUGUCCGCAGAGUUUUUUGUAAAUAACCUGUAUAUUAUGAAUCACUUAUUAACAAUAAAUAUGUUGUAAAUUA